Entrophospora sp. SA101 is the source of this 1437-nucleotide messenger RNA. The record is from the annotation of a GenBank genome assembly. Lineage: Eukaryota; Fungi; Glomeromycota; Glomeromycetes; Entrophosporales; Entrophosporaceae.
AUGUUAAAUUUCGCGAAAUUACUUCAAAAAGUGCCUAUGAUAUGCUCAUUAAUCAUCGAUUAUUAUCGUUAUGGACCACCUCAACCAUCAUGGGAUUUGAAGCUUUAUUUGAUAUUCAGACUUGUAAAAGAUGGGAUGGCAUCACCAACCAAACAAACUAUCGAAAGUCUUCAAGGAACAAAUAAACCAACAGCUGCCGAUAAGGGUAUACUUGUAGAUGAGCUGUCAUUGUCAAAUUCACUUCGUAAAAAAUCAGAAAUUUACAUUGAUGAUAUUUUAAAAGAUUAUAAUCAUGUGCUUCUUGAUGAUUGGAGAAGUGUGAACCUUGGAAAUGGAUUAGAAUGUGAAUGGGUUUAUGUUAAAAAAAAAGAGGGAGGAGAAGAAAACAAUAAUAAAAAGAAAAAAUAUGAUAAAGUUAUUUUGUAUGUACAUGGUGGCGGAUAUUUUUUAUAUCCCCCUGGUUAUCGUAGUUAUACUUCUAAGAUUGCAAAAUCUACAAAUUCAAGACUAUUUGUAAUAAAUUAUAGACUCGCACCACAAAAUCAAUUUCCUGCUGCUUUACAUGACUCAAUAACUGCCUACAAUUAUCUUAUUGAUCCACCAAGCGAUGCUGAUUUUCUACCAAUUGAACCUAAAAAUAUUGUAAUAAUGGGCACUAGUGCAGGUGGUGGUCUGGCAAUGGCAACAUUACUUGCUAUACGUGACUCAAAAAAAUUACCUUUACCAGCUGGAAUUGUUUUAUGGUCAGCAUGGGUUGACUUAGCUCAGUCAUCACCAUCAGCAAAAGACCCAAGAUUCGAAGAAACAGAUUAUUUGUCAUGGGAAUUGUUUAAUUGCGCAAGAUCUCCUGCAUGGGAAGAAUUUGAACAGAAAGCAAAAGAAUUAUCAGAAAAGAUCCAGUUAAACAUUGAUAAUAAACCAAGAUUUUGGCAUAAAUCAUUUGAUUGUGAUGAUCGUUUACAACUUUAUGUGUCUAAUGAAGGAUUAGCAAUUCCAUAUGUUUCUCCAUUAUUUGCUGAAAGUUUGGGUGGUCUACCACCAAUUUUAGUGCAAGUAGGUGAUGUAGAAAUAUUAAGAGAUGAGAAUAUUUAUUUGGCUUAUAAAGCUGCUAAUCCAGGAAAAUACAAUAUGCCAAAUUACAAUGCUGAAAAGUUCGAAAGGUCACCUUAUAAAACGCCUACAAAAGUUGUUCUUGAAGUUUAUGAAGAAAUGCCUCAUGCCUUCCAGAUAGCUGUGAAACGAACGAAUGAAUUUAUUGAACAAUUAUUAUCAGGUGAAGAAGGGGAGAAAGAAUUAAAAGUCUUACGUGUAACAGGUAAAGGUGAAAUUAUUGAAGAGUUAAAAGAGGAGCAUUACAAGGUACUUGAAUGUGAAAAUAUUGGUGUUGCUUCUAUUGGAAAGCUUCAUUGUUAUAGACCUAACAAUAACAAUCAAUGA